AUGGUCUCCGGCUUUUAUCACAUAUCCAAAUGCAUACCAAUGUCCAAGCAACAUGCAGAUGAAUACUGGUUAUCCAUUUCAAUAUGGGAUGAGACCUCCGACUCCUCCUAUGGCUACAAGCUCGGAACAACUGAAAGAUUAGAAGAGGAUACACCCGGGUGCAGGGAAACUGAAGCGCCUUGUUUCUCCUCUAGGGUUGGUGAACAAGGUGAAGAGGAUAGGCUAGAUUUAGGGGAAACUGGCGAUGGCACUGCCGAGAUACCUCCGUUAGACCGAAUGGAUGGUGGUGAUAUGAUGGAGGAGCCAAAAGCGGAGAUGGAGUUUGAUUUUUUUGAGGAAUUAAUGAGCUAUUAUAAGAUAUAUGCUAAGAAAUGUGGGUUUGGAUCCAUGACACAAAGGAGUGAAAGGGAUGACGAAGGGAGUGUCAAAUAUGUCACUCUUGGUUGUGCCCGUGGGGGGAAAGCUCGGAAUAGGACAAUGAAUGUCGCCAAACCACGCCCGACAGGAAAGACUGACUGUAAGACAAUGAUUAAUGUCUUAAAAGUUAAGAGGAAGAUGCGGUUGACCACAGUUCAUAAUACCCAUAAUCACGGACUGAGUCCACAGAAAUCUCGUUUCUUCCGAUGUAAUCGCGAAGUUAGUGAGACUGUAAAAAGGGUACUUGAUACUAACGACCUAACUGGCAUUCGAAUGAACAAAAGUUUCGGAUCUCUUGUUGUGGGUGGUACUGGAGCACUUCGAGACUAUUUUUGUAGAAUGCAGUACAAGAACCCCGGAUUCUUUGCCUUGAUGGAUUUAGAUGAUGAUGAGAGGUUAAAGAAUGUCUUUUGGGCAGAUCCACGCAGUAGGGCAGCUUAUCAAGAUUUUGGUGAUGUGGUAACAUUUGACACCACGUACUUAACAAACAGAUACGGGAUGCCCUUUGCUCCCUUUGUUGGUGUAAACCAUCAUGGGCAGUCCAUUCUCUUGGGAGCAAGGUUAAUUUCUAGUGAGGACACAGAGACUUUUACUUGGUUAUUUUAG
Juglans regia (Persian walnut) is the source of this 1023-nucleotide messenger RNA. RefSeq names its product protein FAR1-RELATED SEQUENCE 8-like. Lineage: Eukaryota; Viridiplantae; Streptophyta; Magnoliopsida; Fagales; Juglandaceae. The transcript is spliced from 3 exons. The coding region runs from base 1 to 1023 and encodes 340 amino acids. The record is from RefSeq and is a predicted model, not a curated record.